Molecule: messenger RNA, 1470 nt
Organism: Penicillium coprophilum
Lineage: Eukaryota; Fungi; Ascomycota; Eurotiomycetes; Eurotiales; Aspergillaceae
Product: cytochrome P450
Exons: 6
Coding region: 1-1470 (489 amino acids)
Molecular function (GO): monooxygenase activity; heme binding; oxidoreductase activity, acting on paired donors, with incorporation or reduction of molecular oxygen
Source: RefSeq, a predicted model, not a curated record
AUGGAGCCUGGAAUAUCAUUUACCUCCUUUCUGAUUAGCCACUGGCUAAUCUUCAUUCUCUGUGCUGCUCUUCUAAGCACUAUCUACCGCCGACUCACAAACCCUCUGUCUCAUAUUCCCGGACCCGAGAUAUCGAAAUGGACAGGAGCCAUUUGGACAUACAACUGGUUAAAUGGGAAGAUACCAAUAUACGUCCACCAGCUUCAUGAAAAAUAUGGCCCUAUUGUACGAAUCAGCCCAGAUCAAAUCGAUGUAUGCGACACAAGUGCCGUCAAGGAGAUCCACAAAACCAAUAGCCGAUUUAACAAAACUGUCUUCUAUCGCCAACUGGUCACGGGCAAUGUGCAAAGCAUGUUUUCAACCAACGAUAGACAGUUUCAUGCCCUCCACCGGCGUCUCUUGGCAUCACCUAUCUCCGACUCUUCGCUGACUCGACUGGAGCCACUGAUCGUGAAUAAUGUUCGACUAGCUGUCAACAAAAUCAAAAUGGAUUUGACGGACAGUGGUGCUACUGAUGUGUUCAAAUGGUGGCUGUUUAUGGCCACAGACAUUAUCGGUGAACUCACAUUUGGAGAGUCAUUUCGAAUGCUUGAGACCGGCAAGAAAAACCAAUACAUCCUUGACAUGGAAAGGCUGAUAUCACUACAAGCCAUUAGAAUAACAUUCCCAUUUUUAGUGAAGAUUGCAAGAUACGGUCCAAUAACGGUGAUGAGGAACGCAGCGGAAGCACAGAUUGGACUCAAGAUGUAUGCCAUGCAGUCUAUUGAGCGCUACAAGAAAAUCGUCUCCCAAAACCCAUCCGACCCAAAGCCAACUCUGUUCACAAAACUCUUUGAUGAAAAGAGUGGCCUGUCGGACUCAGAUAUUAUACAAGAGGCCCAGGGAUACAUUGUUGCAGGAAGUGACACUACAGCUGUUACAAUGACCUAUCUUACAUACUCCGUCUGUCGAGACAGCCGAGUGAGAGAGAAGCUUGUUGCCGAGUUGGCUACUAUUCCUGAGCCUGUCACGGAUAAAGCCCUCAGAGAUCUACCAUACCUCAAUAAGAUCAUCAACGAGACUUUGCGGUUGUAUACGGCUGUUCCGUUUGGUUUGCCUCGACUAGUACCACCAGAAGGUGCUCAGUUCAACGGAUAUAAUGUGCCAGGAGGAAUCACGGUCUCAACACAGGCUUAUAGUCUCCAUCGAGACCCUGCUAUCUUUCCAGAUCCAGAUAAUUUCAUACCCGAAAGAUGGGAAAAUCCCACGAAAGAGAUGAGGGAUGCUUCUUUACCAUUUGGUGGUGGAUCAAGGAUCUGUUUGGGUAUGCACCUAGCUCGAAUGGAGCUCCGCCUAGCCACAGCGCUUUUCUUCCGAGCCUUGCCCAAUGCUCGACCUUCCACGAAGGAAGGAAUGACAGCCGACGACAUGGAAAUGCAAUCAUUCUUUUUAAUGGCGCCACAAGGGCAUCGUUGUAUAAUCGAAACAUGA